UUCCGUGCGCGAGGGGAGCGAAGAUCGAUGUAGUGCUGCUGCAGGACAUUGCUGGGGGUUUUUUCGUUUUCUUUAGUUGCUGCACAGUGGUGUUACCCAUCAAGUGGUGAUAAACGCAGUAAACGCCACAUCCAUCAAGGAUGUAAAACGUGUGCACCGGACGCGGAAAAUCCACUUCACGCAACGGUUUAUUUCGUCCAUCAACCAAAAACCCCAUCAAGCAUCGGUGUCCGAUUGGGGACAAGGGUGAAAAACCGAGUAGACUCGGCCAGUUCCCAGGCCCUCUCCAAUAUAAGGCCGGAGCGGCAAGGUUGUGGGCAAAAACCAUAUGCUCUUUAUACGGCUCCGAGAAGCGCAGAAACGUAAAAUCCCGAUGCGAUAGACGGGAAAAGCUAAUACUCACCACCAUGAGCUACACGGCGGAAGAGAAAAUUAAGCUCGCGGGCGAAGACUCGAAGGAUCGGCUGUACGAGGCGAAGCAGAACCAGAAGGCGAUACGCAUCCUUACGGUAGCGGCGUACGUGCUGUGCGUAUCGCUUGUCGCCAUCAUGCUGUCGCUGUACUAUAUCUUCUUCUGGGAUCCGAGCACAAAUCCGAUGCAGCAGAAAACGCAAACGAUCGAUACCCUUAUCAUACCGGAUCACUUGGCAAUACGGUUGGCGAAUCGUAGCGAGGUGCCAGCGAGCCGCUUUUUCCACACCUUCUACCAGCAUCUGGUGCAGGAUCGGGUCGUAAAGAUUAGGAAGGAGGUGCACAUCACGGAGUCGACCAACCUGACCAGGCUGAUUGAGCUGUACCAUCAGCAGCAGCAACAGAUAAGGCAACGGCGUCCGGAAAAGUCGCUCCGAAAGCACGGAACAGUCGGUCAGCUGGCUUACCAGGUGCAAUCGGAGCAGCAGGGUUCGGUUAGUGACGGUCCCCGGCUGAACACGGACGAGGACGACGGUAGUGAUGAUUAUGAGCAGAGCGGCAACUACGAGCUGUACUCCAACCACACCACCAUCCAGCUCGAUGCGGACGAAACGGAGCAACAGUGAGGUGAAGGAAGCGUACGCUUCACCGUAAAAUUCAACCAACCAAAAACAAAAACACAAACAAAUGAGCAACCUGCACGGCUUUGUGCACACGGAAAGUAUACAGGAUUAGAAAACCCCCCUUAUAAACACACACACACACCACUCCACACCAUAUACAGGAAUUGCGCACACGUUUACGAUACGAUUUUAAUGCACCACCACCACGAAUUGCCCAACACCGUUAGAAUGGCACCGCAGGAAGGAAUUAACCAUGGAAAGCGAGCAGUUGAUUGAAUAUUGACGAGCAGAAAGAGGGGUUAGGAUCCCCUUAGUAACCUUGGGCACCGAUUUUCACGCGGCUUCCCAACGAAUUAGAGCUGAGAGUGUCGCUAUUACGAGAUCACAAUAACAUUGCAACAACGCCGCCAGAACCGUAUCUGGGGUUUCCGGUAGGAAAUAAAACGGAGAACAUGGUAGGGGAGUUAGUAACUUUGUGGCCUAAACGAUUAACGUGUGUACUCUAACCAAAUAUAAUACGGUAAUCUCCCGCCUCCUUGACGUAACUAUUUCUUCUAUUUGUUAAGUGCUACAUUGUGACGAAAACAGCAUGUUUUCGCUGUUACAAUAAUGUCGAGCUCAUGUAACAAAGUUGGGGAACCAUUUCUAUACCUAAUUACAACUGAACUAAAGAGUUACAGGUAGUCUUUCAUAAUUGGUUUCAUCUUGCAAACGUUCCAGACAGGGGGAGUUACGGAACGCCGUGAAGGACGAGUUUGUGUUCAGUAUCAAUUAAUAUCCUAGGUCCGUUUUUAACAGCAAGUGUUUUAAAUUAUAAUAUCUGAUAAUGAUUCGUUACUUCCUAACACUCUUGAUCUGGGACUUAUUAUUAUUACUUCAGGAUAUUUACAUCUCCGAAUAUUUAGGAAAUUAACUGGAAAAGAUCUCAGUAAUGGUUCCUAUCUUUGCCACUUUGAACUCGAACGCGCUUGUUAAGUAAUUUCUGAACAACACAAUUUUAUCACCAUCCGGUGCAGUUACGAGGCAUACUAGGCACCACAAAAAAGAAGGUGCAUCUUCUUUACAGGGUGAUGAGUUUGUUUACUUUUGAAAACAAAAAAAAAACGAAACUCUUGCAAUAACAUGAAAUAUUCAAACGAAGAUGCACCCACACCGGUUA
Anopheles moucheti is the source of this 2193-nucleotide messenger RNA. RefSeq lists its product as uncharacterized. NCBI's taxonomy places the organism in Eukaryota, Metazoa, Arthropoda, Insecta, Diptera, Culicidae. The transcript is spliced from 3 exons. The record is from RefSeq and is a predicted model, not a curated record. The coding region runs from base 408 to 1037 and encodes 209 amino acids.